UCAUGUUUACGACUUUUCAAGCGGGGAGGUGGGAGCUUCCGACGAGCACGUGAAGGCAGCAAGAGACGAAGUAAGCAAAAAAGAGGAAGAAAUCCACGUAGCUUAUCUUGGAUCGGAUGCAUGUAAUGGUACAGACAUUGAAUACCUCGAUGUGUGCGGUUAUUUGAAGAAACACCACAUUCAAAAAGAGGAUACCGGUGUUCAUACUGGCGGGGUAAAGCGGACUGAUUCACUCUGGUCCUGUUUGCUGAAAGGAGAGGAAGAAAAUGGAGCUGGAGGACGGAGUUGUGUACCAGGACGACCCGGGGACAUCAGCGAUGAUGUCGGAGCGGGUAUCGGGCCUGGCCAACUCCAUCUACCGCGAGUUUGAGAGGCUCAUCGGCAAAUACGACGAGGACGUGGUGAAGGAGCUGAUGCCGCUGGUCGUGGCCGUGCUGGAAAACCUCGACUCAGUGUUCGCGGAAAACCAGGAGCACGAAGUGGAGCUGGAGCUGCUGAAGGAGGACAACGAGCAGCUCAUCACCCAGUACGAGAGGGAGAAAGCACUAAGGAAACAUGCAGAGGAGAAGUUUAUUGAGUUUGAGGACACUCAGGAACAGGAGAAGAAGGACUUGCAGAACCAUGUGGACAGAAUGGAGUCCCACUCCCGACAGCUGGAACUCAAGAUCAAGAACUAUGCAGACCAGAUCGGCAGGUUAGAAGAGCGGGAGUCGGAGCUCAAGAAGGAAUACAACUCCCUCCAUCAACGACAUACGGAGAUGAUUCAUAAUUACAUGGAGCAUGUAGAGAGGAUCAAACUGCAGCAGAUGAAUGAGACCUCAGAGUCGGGCACGCUGGGUCGAGUCAGGAAAGAGCGGCCCCUCUCACUAGGGAUCUUCCCAUCAUCUGGAGGGGGCUCUCUGCUGAUCCCAGACCCCCAGGCCAGAGCAGAGACACCAAACACAGAGAGCUGGAGGUUCACCGACCCGGCACAGCCACGCUCCAACGCAAGCCUCAAGUUGGAUUUGGACGACCCCCCAAAGAAAAGGGAGGGUAAGAGUGCGCAGGACUCUUCUUGGGGGAAUUCACUGGCAGACGACUGCAAGGAUGAGAUGUCAGACUUCAGCGGCUCCAAGUCGGCCACACCGAUGUCCACCACGGCCUCGGACAUGGACAGGGAGGACGGGAACAGUAAGAGCACAGAGGUGCAGGCAGCACCGGGGACCAGGUCCAUAUCUGUGGGUUUGCCUGAAAAUGAGGAGAGCUCAGAUGUGCAGGACAUCAUUGAGUCCACUCCUGAGCUGGACAUGGAUCUCAGUGGAUACAAGGCAUCCAGCACCCCCACCAAAGGCAUCGAGAACAUGGCGUUUGACCGUAACACGGACUCCCUGUUUGAGGAGCUGUCGUCUGCAGGCACAGGGCUCAUAGGGGAUGUGGAUGAAGGGGCUGAUCUGCUAGUGGAGUACUCCGACCUUAGUUUGCUUGGCAUGGGCCGUGAAGUUGAAAAUCUCAUUCAGGAGAACACGCAACUGCUGGAGACAAAGAAUGCCCUGAACGUGGUGAAGAAUGACCUGAUAGCACGAGUGGACGAGCUGAUCUGUGAGAAGGAGGUGCUGCAGGGGGAGCUGGAGGCCGUGCUGCAGGCCAAGACCAAGCUGGAGGACAAGAACAGAGAGGUGGAGGAGGAACUCAAAAAAGUGCGUUUGGAGAUGGAGGAAGUGAAGCAGAAGUCUAAAGAUGAAGAAGAUAGCGAUGUGCCUACGGCUCAGAGGAAGCGCUUCACCCGGGUGGAGAUGGCCCGUGUGCUGAUGGAGAGGAACCAGUACAAAGAGAGGCUGAUGGAGCUGCAGGAGGCCGUACGGUGGACAGAGAUGAUCAGGGCCUCGAGGGAAAAUCCCACUCUCACAGAAAAGAAGAGAUCCAGCAUUUGGCAGUUCUUCAGCAGACUGUUUAGCUCCUCCUCCUCCAGCACCCCUGCCAUAAAGAAGGCGGACCUGCAGUCCAACGUGAGGUACAACGCCCCGGGCAGCCUGGUGAAGAGGAGUAGCACCUUCUCCCAAUUCCCCACGGAAAAGUCCAAGACCUUCGACUUCCUCAAUGAGGACCUCACAACCAAUCAGAAUCCACCGCAAGAAGAAAUGGACCCAUGCAAUUCGCCGUCCCGUAAGGAGCAGAAGAGAGCCCAGUACAGACAGGUCAAGGCGCACAUGCAGAAGGAGGAUGGAAGAAUCACUGCACACGGCUGGAGCCUGCCCAGUAAAUACAAGGUGGCAAAUGGUGGUCAGACGGAGAACAAAAUGAACUUACCUGUACCUGUAUACCUGAGACCUCUGGAUCAGAAAGAUGUUUCCAUGAAGCUGUGGUGCGCGGCGGGGGUGAACCUGUCCGGGGGGAGGACUUCAGAGACAUCAGAGGUCAUCAAGCAGAGGAAGGGCUCCCAAAGCAGCUUGGACCAAUUAGAGCAAGACAGCAAGGAUCAGGAGAAAGGGGAGCAAGAGAAGGAGAGGGAGCUGAUCCACCAGGACGAGAUCUCCUCCAGGGUGUGGGUGUGCACCAGCACCCACUCCUCCACCAAGGUGAUGGUGCUGGAUGCCAGCCAGCCCUCUGACCUGCUGGACAGCUUCUAUGCCUGCAACACUCAUGUGCUCUGCAUUGCCAGUGUGCCAGGUGUGUUAGAGACCGACUUCCCGGCAGGUGAGGAGGUUCCCCAGGACAUGGAGGCCAGCCAGGGUGACGGGGUGUCGCUGGCGGGCAGUGUGGCCAGUGUGGGCUCCACGGGCAGCGAUGGUGCCAUGGCUGCAGAAGGGACGACCGCCAUUCCUCAGACGGCCAAUUCAGGAACCACCGACCAGCCGGCGGAGCACGGCAGCAUCUCUGGCUCAGUGCCUGCAUCCGAGCUGUCCAGACAGAGCAGCCCGGCAGAAGACGGCGUCCCCACAGCAGAGGAGGCAACAGAGGCAACAGAAGCUAAUGCUGGGGUGGGCGAAGGAGAGGAGGGCCAGGGAGUGGAUCAGACCCAGCCGGGGAUCUACACAGAGCACGUGUUCACCGACCCGCUUGGGGUGGGACCCACCGACUCCUCUGCUGCUGACCCACAGAGGAGCUCCGACCAGGACGGCGAGGUUUCCUUGCCUGAGGACAGAGAUCCGUCUGAAGGGGAGGUCCUGAGGAUGAGCAGCGCUCUGCCCACCAUGUGGCUGGGGGCCCAGAAUGGAUGUCUGUAUGUCCACUCGUCUGUUGCUCGAUGGAGGAAGUGUCUCCAUGCCAUCAAGCUGAAAGACUCCAUUCUCAAUAUAGUGCAUGUGAAGGGGAGAGUCCUGGUGGCGUUGGCAGAUGGGACAUUAGCAAUAUUCCACAGAGGCAUCGACGGUCAGUGGGAUCUGACCAACUACCACUUGUUAGACUUGGGCCGGCCCCACCACUCUAUCCGCUGCAUGACGGUGGUGCAUGACAAGGUGUGGUGCGGCUACAGGAACAAGAUCUACGUGAUCCAGCCGAAGGCCAUGAGGAUAGAGAAGUCAUUUGACGCCCAUCCGCGCAAGGAGAGUCAGGUGCGGCAGCUGGCCUGGGUGGGAGACGGCAUCUGGGUGUCCAUCCGCCUGGACUCGACGCUGCGGCUGUUUCACGCCCACACCUACCAGCACCUGCAGGAUGUGGACAUCGAGCCCUACGUCAGCAAGAUGCUGGGCACGGGCAAACUGGGCUUCUCCUUUGUGAGGAUCACAGCUCUCAUGGUGUCCUGCAGUCGGCUGUGGGUGGGGACGGGGAACGGGGUCAUCAUCUCCAUCCCCCUGUCUGAAGCCACAGGUCCUCAGCAGGGACACUCACUGAGGGGCCUGAGGGCCAACAAAACGACGGGAACAGUGCCAAAUCGGCCCGGCGGCGCAGUCCGGGUGUACAGCGACGACUGUACAGACUACACCAUGCCAGGCAGCUUCGUGCCAUACUGCUCCAUGGCCCAUGCCCAGUUGUGUUUCCAUGGACACCGAGAUGCUGUCAAGUUUUUUGUUUCCGUGCCAGGCCAGGUGAUGCCUCCUCCAGGCAGUGCAGAUUCCGGCUCUGACGACCCUGCGUCCGAAUGCUCGGACACAGCCACGUCCGAACCAAAAUCCUACCUGGUCAUGAGCGGAGGCGAAGGUUAUAUUGACUUCAGAAUCGGCGACGAGGGCAGCGACCUGGACGGUUUGUCAGAGCCGACACCCAGGCCGCAGUCGGCGCCCACCAAGGCCGAACGCAGCCACCUCAUCGUCUGGCAGGUCGCAGCCUGUCAUGAAUGAGCCAAUCACGGACUGCCAUCUCAACGCCAGGGUCACCCACCAACCCCCCGCAUGCUCCGCCCCUUGGUUUUUGAUUUGAUAUUACUGAUUGUUCUUAAUACCUGAGUAGGUAACUACUUUGUAAAAAAACAAAACAACACACAAUUAUUUUUAGUCCAUGUUUUGUACAGCGUAUUCUUUAUGAACUUGAAGUUGGAUUGGCGAGGUUUGAGUUAAGUUAAAGAAUCCGUCCGAGGAAGUGUUCCCUCCUGUUGUGUGGCGUGUUGGAACCACUUGUGCACAUGAAGAAAAGGGCCAAGUUAACAGAGACCAAGGCAUAGUUUGCUAUGGUGAUGAAAUGGCGUAGUUCGCUUCCCCAAUGUUGGAAAAGGGUUAUGAUAUGAAGGACACGUGAGUGUGAAAGGGAAAAUGAUUGCAAAUCACUUGAAAUGUUUUUGUAGUCAUAUUUUUAGUUUACAUCACUUAGUAUGAAAAGAGGGAACGGGAAGUUUUAAGGCUAACCGAAAAUGCAUUUUAUACUUUACACAUGAGACUUUUACAUAUGUACACCACAUGUCUGUGCACCUGUGCUCAUCGGGAGUGUGUGUCUGAGUGUGUGUCUGAGUGUGUGUCUGAGUGUGUGUGUGUGUGUGUGUGUGUGUGUGUGUGUGUGUGUGUGUGUGUGUGUGUGUGUGUGUUUAUCCAUUGUUGUUUCUCCUGUGUUGAGCAUUUUUAUGACCUUUACCACAUGGGCUGGGUAUCAAAAUAAUAUGCGCUGGUAUCGAUAUGUAUUAGAAAGCCUCGAACCGUUUGAUUCUUGGAAGUUUUCUUGUAGCCUACGAUUUAAGAAGAAAAUUGAUUCUUGCACUGUAUGAGCAUAUAUAGAAAAGCAGCUAGCAUGUACAAAUGGUACAGAAAAUAAUUUGCUCUGUUGUGUAAUCAUACAUGCUUUCACUCGACAGAGGAAGAUGCAGAAAAAAGUAUUUAUUUUGACGUUGGUGUAGUAUUAAAAUUUGAUUGAUACCCAGCCCUGUUUGCCACUGACCUUUCUGUUUUUUCCUACCUUCGUGAUAGCAUUAAUCUUUCAGCAAUGUUGGGGUACGUUAGGGUUACCUGUGCAUACGAAGGCCAGGUCACUGUAGGUUAGCAUUAGCCUGCAUGGGACAGUCCUGCAUCUCCGUCCAGUUGUCUGCCUGCUCCGCCGUGUUAAAGCUCAGCCCUGUCCUGUCCGGUUCACCGAGGAAAUCUGCCUGUGCCGCCAGUUCGGGGCUUCCUUUAUGCUACAGCUCGUCGGCACUUUAAAUCGUAGUUGUUAGUCGCUUGAGGUUUUGAAGACCACCUGUGGUAAUGAACACUAAUAUGUGCUAACUGUAUGGAGGGAAUGUUCUGUAACAAGACUUUUGAUUUGUAGUGAGGCGUCACCCCACCAGUAACCAAAGGAAAAAAAAGGCAAAACGUUUUGGAGCCAUUUCAUGAGCAUCUUACCAGUUGUCAUCUUCUCUGAGUUUCUCUGAGUCUUGUAACCGUAGUAAUAUGAAGGAUAACUACCCUUCUUAGGGCAUCAUCUUUGAAAACAUGAUUAACAGGGAAUUUUAAUAAAAAUAACCUUUUUUUGUGUGUGUGUGGCACCUUUUAAUGGACAUGCAUUAGGGAGGAUCACCUUGAUUGGUUCAUUAUUCCUUGUUUUGUUGUUACAAAACGGAGGCCCAGAAGGCAAUUAUAAUUAUAAUUAUUAUUGUUAUUGUUGUCCUUUUUUAUUUUGUUUUAUUUUAUUUUAUUUUUUUCUUUCCCUUUUGGGCAAUGUGUGUUUUUUGUACUUGUCUGUUAGGUGUUUUUAUUAAGUAAUCAGUAUUUUGGUGUCUGUAAUAUGAUAGCAGGAUACCAAUAAUAGGCAGGUGUUUUGAUUUGUUUUUAUAUCUGAAAAGUUGGGCCAGAACUGGCCCUCAGUCCAUUUCUUUUCCACUUCAGAAGAAUAACUUUAUAUCGUGUUGUAGCCAUUCCAGUAUUUAUUUCCUUUGUUAUUGAGCCUGUCUUGGUUCAGAAUGUAACUUUCUACAUGAACAAAAUAUAAUAGGAGGCUAUUACUUGUAAAGAAAAAAAAAUAGUCCAGUGAGUUUACAUGAUUGUUAAUAAUGGUUAAAUGAGAAGAAAUUUAAGUAAUCAUGUUGGAAAUUUUUGUCAAACCAUAAAUUCCAAACUGUCCGGACAAUAAUUUAGGUGGUUUUUGAACAACGCAUUCAUUGUACUAAGCUAUGCAUGUUUUUUUUAAGAGAACACUGCUAUGUUAUCAGCUAAAUCCCUGUUUAUUGCCACCGUUUUGGGUGGGGUGGAUGUGGUCUGCAUGUAUAUUUGGGUGUGUGUGUGUAUGUGAGAGUGUGUAAGCGUGUGUGUAUGCUUGAGAGUAAGACACAUUUGUCAACGUGCGUUUGAUUUUGUAAAUGUGGGGUUUCUGUAAGCUCACUGUACGUGUACUGUAACUGUAAUACCCCAGAGAACGGUCUCAUGUAUCAGCUGUACCAGGCUUCUCUCUCUGGACCCCGGACACCAUAACUGUGGUUCCUCCUGGUCAAUGUUUGCUAAAACAGCAUCAUAGCCUUAUUUUUAACAAUCUAUUAAACUCAAUUUCAUGGGGAA
Messenger RNA from Myripristis murdjan (pinecone soldierfish), 6869 nucleotides. It is a transcript of the gene spag9a, whose product is annotated as sperm associated antigen 9a. Gene Ontology annotation, molecular function: signaling receptor complex adaptor activity; JUN kinase binding; MAP kinase scaffold activity. NCBI's taxonomy places the organism in Eukaryota, Metazoa, Chordata, Actinopteri, Holocentriformes, Holocentridae. Gene Ontology annotation, biological process: vesicle-mediated transport. Gene Ontology annotation, cellular component: cytoplasm. The transcript has 34 exons. The record is from RefSeq and is a predicted model, not a curated record. Bases 267 to 4256 code for a protein of 1329 amino acids.